This is a messenger RNA of Hyalella azteca, 6150 nucleotides long. Its product is annotated as huntingtin. NCBI's taxonomy places the organism in Eukaryota, Metazoa, Arthropoda, Malacostraca, Amphipoda, Hyalellidae. The coding region runs from base 1 to 5574 and encodes 1857 amino acids. The transcript is spliced from 27 exons. The record is from RefSeq and is a predicted model, not a curated record. Gene Ontology annotation, cellular component: cytoplasm.
AUGGGUGCGAGGGUGCUGGCGCCGGGGGUGCUGAGCAUCCUUUACACCCACAGAGACGCGGGGUGCAGGGACGCGGGGGUGCUGGUACCGGGGGUGCUGAGCUUCCUGGUGUGCGUGUCGUGCGAACGGCAACGCGGUACCAGUGCCGUUACCAUCCACAACCUCAUCCAGCUGUGCGACGGUCUGAUGGCCAGCGGCCAGACCCCUCUGGCCACGUGCGCCCUGGCCCUGGGCCCGCUCGUGCAGUGUGUGUUUGGCCCCGACGGUCCCGGUGGGGGGCCAGGCCCCCGAGGCUACGAAUCCCUCGACUCUUCUGACGUGGGAGAGCUCGCCGCCAAGCGGGAGGUGCUCAGCCGCACCCUGCUCAGGCUUGCACACCAUCCCCAGGUGCUGCCCCUGCUGACAGUGAUGGUGCAGUCAGCUCAGGAGCAGAGUGAGACGCGCUGGCUGACAGUGUCCAGGGAAGUGUCAGCCGCUAUCCUGCCGCUGCUGCGUCAGCAGCUCCUGCAGCUGCACACCCACGAGGCGGUGGGUUGCCUGCUGGCGCUGCUGUGCUCCCUGGCGCCCGCUGUGUACGCGCCUCCUGACCACCUCCUCACGACGCUGUUCUCUGCUCCCCCGACGCAUGACAACAGUGGGGCGGUGGUGCGGUGGGUGGUGGGUGUGGUGGUGGUGAUGAGGGUUAUAAUCACCCACUGCCCCGCGCCUCUUGUCCUCGCGCGCCUCGCUGACCUGCGCCUCUCCGUGCACCUCAUCCCCCACGACCCCCCGACCUCACCCCCUGCCAUGGGUGCGGCGCCCCUGUCCCCGGGGGAUGAAACACGUGGGGGCAAAUCCUCCCCACAUCCCCCCGAAGAGGGCACCGUGUCCCCCCAUGUGGGGGUCUGCAGCCCCGCUCGUCGCCAGCUCCCCCCAAAGCUGACCCCCGCCAACGCGUCCCCCCAACGCACCCCCUCCAGGCGGGUGCCCGUGCAACACGACCCCCUGCACGCCACCCAGCCCCCCCUCCGGCCCCCCCGCGCCAUGGCCAGGUUGCUGGUGGAGGUGUUGCGCGUGUGUUGCAGCGAGUUGCGCAGCGCGUGUUACCUGCAGUGUCAGGAGGGGGGGCAGGAUCCCCCAGCUGAUGGGGGAGAGGAGGGUGACCCCCACCUCCCCCACUGCCCCACCCACCACGACACACUCCUCGCCACACUUGCCCACCAACUGCUGCUGGUGCUGCUCUGGAUGAACCAGCACGACGAGUGGCGUGUGGUGGCGGCAGAGGUGGGUGAGGGGGGCGGUGGGGGGGCUCUAGGUGAGGUGGGUGAGUGUGUGCUCAGCGUCCGUGCUCAGCACCCGUCGCUCUGCGUGCUCUGCUGUCAGCUGCACUCUGCGCUGGACCUGUCAGCGCGUCAGCUCUGGCGACAUGCGCUGACGUCGUCAGCACCGAGCACUGCUGUGCGGCACGUUGUCGAGGGCGACUGGCUGCGGUGGCUGCUGGUGCUGCACGUGCAGGACGUGGUGCUGCUGCACGAGGAGCGCAGCGUGCAGCAGCUGCUGCGCGUCGUGCACGCCAGCGGUGCAGCGUCUGCACUGCUGCUGCAUGCGCUCAGCUCGCGCGCUGCUGCGCCGCUGCUCAGCGAGGUGCACAGUACAUUAGCUGUACCCGUGUUGCAGGAGGUGCACAGUACACCAGCUGUACCCGUGUUGCAGGUGGCAGACGGGCAGGCUGUGCUUGCAGUUGCAGGAGGUGUACACAGCAGCCAGAGCGGCGCCCUGCUGCUCUUCCUGCUGCAGGAGCUGCUGUGCUCGCCCCUCCUUCUGCACCUCCUGCCGCGCCUCCUGCCGCUCCUGCAGCGGCGCCUGGACUUCCUGCUCUCCCCAGCUGGUGCUGCCGUGCACGCACAGCUGGCGCCUCACCACCUGCAGCCCUACACCUCGGGCCACCUGGCCGGCGUCGUCGCCUCCAGGUGGUGCCCCGACCCUGACUCCCGCCACGACCCUGACUCCCGCCACGACCCUGACUCCCGCCACGACCCUGACUCCCGCCACGACCCUGACUCCCGCCACGACCUCCCGAGUGCUGCAGUUGCUGCGCAGCUACAGGCGCUGCAGCUGCAGCUGGAGGGCAGCGAGCAGCAGCAGCAGCCUGCAGAUGUUAUGCGUCUCACCAGCCGCCAUGUUGACAGCUCCUUAUCGCUGCGUCUUAUCAGCAGCAGGUGUGAGCGUGGGUCGUGCUGCAGUGCUGAGGAAUGCUGCGCGCUGCUGCUGCCGCUGGAUGCCGCUGAGCUGAGCGCCGUGCUGCAGCGUGACAGCUUCGACUGCCGCCUGCUGCAGCAUGCCAUGCUGUACGGUCUGCAUGCCACACGCCAGGCUGCGAGACCUCGUCGCGUUGCGCCGUCAGGUGCCGCCAGCAACAACAGCAGCCCCAACAGCAACAGAUCCAACAGCAGCAACACCAGCAGCGUCAGCACUGGCAGCAGCAACAGCAGCGUCAGCAGCUCUCAACACCCGCUCUAUACAGCUGCCUGUGUGGCGCUCAUGCGGCGUGUUAAUGCCAUUGUGGCAUUACUGCCUAAGCCACAUCCCGACUACCGACCAGGUGGUGGCAACAAGUACAGCGACCGCCUGCACCAGCUGCUGCAGGAGUGCCACCUGCAAGGCUACCAGCUGGGGCAGCUGGUCGAGGUGCUGGCACCUGCCGUCAGGUGCCACCUGCAGCACCUGCAGUGCCACCUGAGUGCCACCCAUGCGGUGCCACUGCUGCGCUACUGCCUCCUGCUUCUCGAGGUGCUGGUGCUGCGGCUGCAUUGUGGCGAGGCGAGCGUGUGGCUCAUCUGUGAGAGUGUGGCGUGUGUGGCUGAGGUGCUCAGCAACGCCACACUCAGCCACCGCCUCAGCCACAUGGACCACACCAGCGUCCUGUGCGCCAUGGUGGCCGCCGUGCACGCCACACUCGCCACACUCGUCGCCCCAGCCACACUGCCCACGUUGGCAGAGGGCGUGUGGCAGAGUCUGUCAGGCGAGGCUGGUGGCGUGGGUGUGGCAGCGGGACGUCUCAUGCAGCUCCUCGUGUGGCUCGAGCAACGCCACAUGCCAUCAACGCUGCCACACACACUAACGCCACACAUCAGACGGGUCGUGGUGGGGCUGUGUCGUGUACCGUGUGUGGGGGGAGUGGUGCGGUGCCCCCCCGACCUGUGGGGGGCGGGGUGGCAGCCUACCCUCACUUCCCUCUCCUCCCUCCCCCCUCUGCCCCCUCACCUCCUACAGGAGCCUGAGGCCCUCAAGCAGUUCGUCUUCAGGGCCCAGCUGCUGGGGUGGGCUGGCAAGCAGCAGUUCGAGGAGACGUUCAUGUCCCUGCUGUCCGUGCUGAACCUCCUCUCUGGGGACGCGUCUGGGGACCAUGACCAGCCCUACCGGGACCAGAGCUUGUGUGUGUGUCUGCGUGGGGUGGCAGGACUGCUGGCACACACACAACUCCUGCCAACCCCUGGCAGCCCCCACACCGCCGCCCCCCCACCGCCCCCACCGCCGUGUGGGGAGCGUGGGGCUGUGGACGAGGCCCUGGGGGAGCUAAUGGGCCGUAGGGUGCUGGGGGGCACCCAGCACGCCCCCCACCUCCCUGACCCCGCCCUCCUCAUGUGCUCCUCCCUCAGCCUCAGCACUGCUGCCCUCAGCACUGCUCUCUGCGGUGAGGAGGAGGACGGGGCUGCAGACCACAGUCCCCAGCAGACGCUGUUGUCUGCCAUGGGCGUGGACGUGCCGUCGUGUACACAUCUCCUGCACGACGUCUUCUCUGCCUGCCUCGCGCCUGGGGACUCGAGAAGCGUGUGCUCGUCCGUUGUUUGUGAGGUGGCGCGGUGUUUGUUUGUGUUGGUGCCGCUGCUGUCGUCGCCACACCAUCUCGUGUGGGUAGCCCACACAUGUGUGGCCCUGCACACCACACAUCCACACGAGGACCACACGACCCACACAUUCAUCACACUCGCCGCCGCACGCGCCCUCGCCAUCUGCAGGGCCGCCAAUGUGGAUGAUGGGGGGUGCAGCGAGGGGGUGGGGCGCAUGGUGGGGGAGGGGCUGUCGUCCCCCAGCGCUAGUGUGCGCAUGGGCGCCGCCCACGCAGCCUGCUACCUCCUACAGGCACACCUCGCCCACCGCCCCCCACUCACCCUAGAACCCACCCUACACGUCCCCUCGUCCCUCCCCACCCACACUGGGGGCUCAUCAAUCCCCAUCACCACGACCACGGGCACCUCCCCCCUCCCCACCGAGUCCCCCAGACAUGAGGGCGGCGCCCUUCGUCUGCUGCAGGGCGCCCAGCUGCCCAGGUCCGCUCUGACGGCCAUCACCGCCCAGUUCAAGGGCGCCACAGCCCUGGGGGGCGCUGACCCCAAGCCCCCCGACGCCCUCGGUCCCGACGGCGCCCUUAGCGCCCUCCUGCAGGCGGUGGCCUCCUUCGUCCUCAACGCCCUCGACUCUGUGGCGCAGGAGGGGGAGCGCCACAGCGAGGCCAUGUGGCGGCUGUGCCUGUGCCUGGUGGAGGGAUACAGCCACAGCGUGGACGCCAGCUUGCCCUCCACCGCCCUCCAUGUGGCGCUCUCCACCGCAGCCGCGCACUCCACCCCUCCCGCCCUCCUCUCCACCGUGGUGGAGGUGGUGGAGCGGCUGGUGCGGUGCCCCGCGGUGGGGGUGGGGGGCCGUGGUCCCAACGAGGUCGCCCUCAAGCUCGUCCUCGACCUCGUCCAGCUGGGGCCCUCCGCUGUGUCCCAGGCCGCCCUGCCCCUCCUCUUGAGGCUCUUGUACGCCAACAGCAGUUGCUGGGGCGCUGGAGAGGACCAGGAGCCGGAGCGGGUGCUGCUGCUGCAGGAGAGGCUGGCUGGAGUGUUCGAGCGCAUCAAGACAGGCUACCUGCACGAGGCGCGCCUCCUGGCCUCACUGCUGCCUCUGUGCCUCCUGGACCUCCUGCCUCCCAGCCAGGUCCUCAAUAAGGUCAUCAUGGAGUUCAUCUCACCACACCAGCCUCAUCCACACCUCCUCGCCAUCACACUCUUCCAGGUGUUCGAGGCGUGCAUGGAGGAGAGCGGGGAGGCGCUGGUGCAGGAGUGGGUGCUCAUGUCUCUGGGUAACUUCACCCGUCGGCAGCCUGCUUGUCUUGCCGUGUGGUUCAUCACGUGCUUCCUCGUGGCCGCGUCACGAGACACGCGUCUCAGGUCCCUCUUCCCCAACGUGCUUGCAUGGCCUGCCCAGAUACAGCGCGUGGGGCUGUACGCUGGUGGAGGGCUCAUGGUCCAGUCCGGGGACCAAGAAAUACCAGUCACCUCUUCUCGGCUGGACCGAUCUACUGGGCACUCAGUGGUCCCGGUAGCCCAGUUGCAUCCCCCAGAGCUGGAUGCCGCCCAGUUGCUUCCCCCAGAGCUGGGCGUCGCCCAGCUGGAGGUGUUCUGCCUUGCGGCGGUGCAGUUCGACGUCGCCCUGCCGUCACACCACCACAGGGUUAAGUUCCGCGAAGUGUUCGCGGACGUCGCUGUCGAGGGCUCCCCCUUCCUGCUUAUGCUGCGCUUCCUCGACGACAAGACGGGCGCUCUGCCAUGAAUUUAUGGUGGCUCUUUGCUACAUGAAGGAGGGGAAUGAAGGGCUGAUGCAGGGUAUCCAGGUGAUGUAAGUGGCUACUGGCUACCCAUGUGAUGAAGUGGUAUGCCAGGUUUCCAUGUGAUGGAGGCGGAUGAAGGCUUCCAAUGCGAUGUAAAAGGAUGCCAGGCUACCUGUGUGAGGAAAAAGGAUACCGGGUAUCCAUGUGAUGUAUGUAACCGCGGGGUAUAAAUGUGAUGAAAGUGGCUGCAAGGUAUAAAUACGAUGCGGGCAGACGGCUGAAAACGCACUAAGUUGAUGUGGAUUGGAGUCGAUACAUUAUGUGGAAUUUGGGUUCUGUUUCGGCCGAGAGGAAGUGCAUCUCUUGAUAUAAAAUUACAUUCCAGAGAAAUUUAACCUUUAUUACUCAUGUUUAGCGACACUCAAUGAAUGCAUGGGUUGUUGGAGACUCGACUCUCACAAGUUACUCAACAUAUUACGUAGUAGCAACGAGUUACUCAUAAACAAAGUCGUGUAUUGAGGACAAGGUAUUAUUUGCAUUCAUUUCUUACUUUUAUUCCUAUUUUAACUUAACACCUA